GAGUGUCGGAGCUCAUACAGCUUUGGAAAUUGGUUUUAUUCGCACGCUUGGGUUUUCGGAUGAUGUCGACUUAAACUUGUGUUUCUCGUAGAAUUUUAACUUUUCAAUUUAAUUCCGCAUAAUAAAAUUAAGAAAGUGUGAUUUAAUUGAAGUUAAUUUGUGUGCAUAAUAUUUUUAAGUAAUUAUUGAUAUAUAUUUGAAAGUGCAAAAAUACUCCAGACAGCUUUAAAGAAAACGAAGUAAAAGCAGAAGUCUUGAAAACGCGUCACAUAGCGAAAGUGGCAAAGAAGUUGUUUUAAUUAUUUUAUUGUAAAUUAGAUUUUUCAUUAUUAUACUAUAAAAGUAUAAAACUUGUAAACUAAGUAAAACUAUAGUACGAAAUAUUUUAAACAAACAAAAAAUAUAAUAGUGUAAGAUCCACAACAGGAGCAAAAUGGCAUCAAUAAACAAAUUUACAAAAACUUUAUCGGCGGAUGAAAAAGCAGAAAUUCUGGAGAAAUUCAUUGAAAUCGAUGCAAAUAAAGAUGGUUUUAUUGACCUCAGUGAACUUAAGGAUGCACUUGAUCAGGUUGGUUUUAAAUUGCCCGGCUACCAGGUGCGAGAAAUGAUUGAGGAGUUCCGUAACAAACAACGCACUGCACAUCAAGGUAAACUAAAUUUGGAGGAAUUUGAAAAUUUAUGUUUGGACUUAAAGUCAAAGGAUGUAGCCAGUACAUUUAAAACUGUCGUUUCGAAGAAAGAAAAUCUGGAAACCUUGGGUGGUAUGUCUAGUAUAUCUUCCGAAGGCACAACACAUUCAGUGCGAUUGGAAGAACAACUGGCCUUUUCUGAUUGGAUUAACUCGAAUUUGGGUCACGAUCAGGAUUUAAAACAUCUGCUACCUAUUGAUUCAGAGGGCAAACAACUUUAUCAGUCAAUCAAAGAUGGCAUAUUGCUAUGUAAAAUUAUCAACCACUCUUGUCCCGACACCAUUGAUGAACGUGCUAUUAACAAGAAGAAUCUUACUGUAUAUAGAGAGUUCGAGAAUUUAACAUUGGCUUUAGUUUCAUCACAAGCUAUCGGUUGUAAUAUCGUAAACAUUGAUGCGCAUGAUUUGGCUAAGGGCAAACCACAUUUGGUGCUUGGUCUUUUAUGGCAAAUUAUACGUAUUGGCUUGUUCAGUCAUAUAACAUUGGAUAGUUGUCCUGGCUUGGCAGGUUUAUUAUUCGAUAAUGAACGUCUAGAAGAUCUUAUGAAACUGUCACCCGAAGCUAUUUUACUACGUUGGGUGAAUCAUCAUCUCGAACGUGCUGGUAUUUCACGGCGGUGUACAAACUUCCAAUCGGACAUUGUUGAUUCGGAAAUUUAUUCACAUUUGUUGAAACAAAUUGCUGGCAAUGACACUGACGUCAAUUUGGACGCUCUAAGAGAAAACGAUUUAACAGCACGUGCUGAAAUAAUGUUGCAACAAGCGGCUAAAUUAAAUUGUCGCAGCUUCUUGACACCGCAGGACGUUGUCAAUGGUGUUUAUAAAUUGAAUUUAGCUUUUGUAGCAAACUUGUUUAAUAAUCAUCCGGGUCUUGACAAACCCGAACAAAUCGAGGGUCUGGAAUCAAUUGAAGAAACACGCGAAGAGAAAACUUAUAGAAAUUGGAUGAAUUCUAUGGGUGUCUCUCCUCAUGUAAAUUGGCUGUACUCCGACUUAGCUGAUGGUUUAGUUAUUUUCCAGCUUUUUGAUAUCAUCAAGCCUGGCAUUGUUACUUGGAGUCGUGUACAUAAGCGUUUUACCCCAUUGCGGAAAUUUAUGGAGAAGCUUGAAAAUUGCAACUACGCCGUAGAUUUGGGAAAACAACUCAAAUUUUCAUUGGUUGGUAUUGCUGGUCAGGAUUUGAACGAUGGCAACGCUACUCUUACUUUAGCAUUGAUAUGGCAACUUAUGCGCGCAUACACGCUUUCCAUUUUAUCACGGUUGGCGAAUACUGGCAAUCCUAUCAUUGAAAAAGAAAUUGUUCAAUGGGUGAACAAUAAACUUGCUGAAGCAGGAAAACAGUCCAGCUUAAAGAACUUUAAUGAUCCUGCGAUUGCUGAUGGUAAAAUUGUGAUUGAUCUAAUCGAUUCUAUAAAAGAAGGCAGUAUAAAUUAUGAUUUGGUGCGAACCGGUGGCACUGAAGACGAUAAUUUAGCCAAUGCCAAAUAUGCCAUUUCAAUGGCACGUAAAAUAGGCGCACGAGUAUAUGCCUUACCCGAAGACAUUACUGAAGUCAAACCUAAAAUGGUAAUGACCGUUUUUGCUUGUAUGAUGGCGCUCGACUACAUACCCAACAUGGAUAGUGUCCAGAAUCAAAACAACAUUAAUAGUAACUAAGCACAAACAAUAACUAAUAACCAUUUAGCAUUGUCCACAAUUGAGUGGUUGCACAAAAGACGACAGAAAACAAAAAAGCUAAGGAAACCAACCAACCAAGAAGAAAUGCUGAAACGCCAUGGAAUUAAGCAAUAUACAAUUUUUUACGCAAUGCAUGAAGCAAAGAAACUGACUAAUUAUGUACUUUUUUAAUGUAAUUUUUAGUAAUUUAUUUUAAUUCGUUUGACAAGUUUGUUUAGUUUGUUAAUUUUAUGAAGUUUUAUUUAUACAAAUGCGCGUAAAGUUUAAAAAAAUAAAAGAGUAUUUUGUUAAACAUUUAAAAGAAAGAUAACUAAAAUUAACCUUAUUUUAUAAAUAAAGGUUUUAGCUAACAUAAUUGAAAUGUAGAAUCAUAUACAUACAUAUACACAACAUUAUAUAA
Molecule: messenger RNA, 2765 nt
Organism: Teleopsis dalmanni
Lineage: Eukaryota; Metazoa; Arthropoda; Insecta; Diptera; Diopsidae
Gene: Fim
Product: plastin-3
Exons: 5
Coding region: 434-2344 (636 amino acids)
Biological process (GO): actin filament bundle assembly; actin filament network formation
Cellular component (GO): cytoplasm; actin filament; actin filament bundle
Molecular function (GO): calcium ion binding; actin filament binding
Source: RefSeq, a predicted model, not a curated record